This is a messenger RNA of Serinus canaria (Common canary), 2239 nucleotides long. RefSeq names its product neuronal growth regulator 1 (gene NEGR1). Gene Ontology annotation, cellular component: neuron projection. The record is from RefSeq and is a predicted model, not a curated record. The coding region runs from base 48 to 1148 and encodes 366 amino acids. The transcript has 8 exons. Lineage: Eukaryota; Metazoa; Chordata; Aves; Passeriformes; Fringillidae.
CGCAGCAGCAGCGCUCGCCCGCUCUCCGGGGCCGGCGCGGAGCGGAGAUGGUGCCGCCGCUGCGGAGCGCCGGGGGCUCCCACCAGUGGCUGGCCAUCGUCUUCCUCGGCCUUUGCUGGUUCCUUCCUCCCGGGAGAUUGGCCGCGCCGGGCGGAGACUUCCCGGGCUCAGCCGUGGACAAUCUGGUGGUCAGGAAAGGGGACACGGCCGUGCUGAGGUGCUACCUGGAAGAUGGAGCCUCCAAGGGGGCCUGGCUGAACCGCUCCAGCAUCAUCUUCGCGGGCAGCGACAAGUGGUCGGUGGACCCGCGCGUGUCCAUCGCCACGGCCAACCGCAGGGAGUACAGCCUGCAGAUCCAGGACGUGGAUGUGACCGACGAUGGCCCCUACACCUGCUCCGUGCAGACCCAGCACACGCCCAGGACCAUGCAGGUGCACCUCACCGUGCAAGUCUCUCCCAAGAUAUUCCGGAUCUCCAGCGACAUCGUGGUGAACGAGGGCAGCAACGUCACCCUGGUGUGCCUGGCCACGGGGAAACCAGAGCCCUCCAUCUCCUGGAGACACAUCUCCCCCUCCGCCAAGCCCUUUGAGAGUGGGCAGUACCUGGACAUCUAUGGGAUCACCAGGGACCAGGCUGGGGAGUACGAGUGCAGCGCCGAGAACGACGUCUCGGUCCCGGACGUGAGGAAAGUCAAAGUCACAGUGAACUUUGUCCCCACAAUUCAGGAACUUAAAUCCAGCGGUGUGAUGCUUGGAGGGAACGGCCUGAUCCGCUGCGAAGGUGCAGGAGUGCCUGCCCCGCUCUUUGAGUGGUACAAAGGAGAGAGGAAACUGAUCAAUGGUCAACAAGGAAUCACUAUUAAAAAUUAUAGUACGAGAUCCCUUCUUACUGUUACCAAUGUGACAGAAGAGCACUUUGGCAACUAUACUUGUGUCGCUGCCAACAAGCUAGGGACGACCAAUGCCAGCCUGCCUCUCAACCAAAUUAUUGAGCCUACUACCUCUAGUCGUGUCUCAAGCCCAGCUCCCAGCACAGCCCAGUACGGCAUCACCGGGCACGCCGAGGUGCUCUUCUCCUGCUGGUCCCUGGUGCUGACGCUCUCCUCCCUCAGCAGCAUAUUCUACCUGAAGAACAUCCUUCUGCACUAAAUGUAAAGACCCAUAAAAGGCUUUUAAGGAUUCUCUGAAAGUGCUGAUGACUGGAUCCAAUCUGGUAGAGUUUGUUAAAAGCGGCGUGGGAUAUAAUCAGUGCUUACAUGGGGAUGAUCGCCUUCUGUAGAAUUGCUCAUUAUGUAAAUACUUUAAUUCGACUCCUUUUCUUUGAUUAGCUGCAUUACCUUGUGGAACAGUACACAUUGUCCUUUUCUAAGACGUGAGAACUCUGAAAUUACUUUUAGAGGAUAUUAAUUGUGAUUUCAUGUUUGUAAUCGACAAGUUUUCAGAAGCAUUCAGUCAUGGUCUGCUGACUUGCAGACUGUAGUUUACAAAAAAAGGAUAUUGCAGUAAAAAUGUGCUUCUUUAAGGCUGCAAUACAAACAUUCAGUUCCCUUCUCAACUAGCAUUCUAUCCAAACUUACACGAAAAACAUUCGUUCUUUUUUGAGUUUAAAAAAAAAAAAAUCGAAUAAUAUUGCCUUCAAAAUAUUUCUUCAAAAUAUGACACAUAUCUAGAUUUUCUUCUAGCAUGAUAUUCAGGUUCCAAGAAUGAGCCUUGUACUAUAACUGCAUUGCGCAGUGCCGCUUUCGUUCUCUUCCCUCCCUCCUGCCAGUUCAGCAUGGUUGUGCCUUCACGAAACACGACACUCCUCUUCCUCUCCAACCGGUCUGGAAUGUGUUCUGGGAAAGGCUGGAGCAUCCUUUUGAGCCCAAGAGAUGUCUGGGUGAGGCAGAGGUGCCCGGGCUGCCAGGGAAGGCUCCUCUGCCCCUGCAGGAGCUGCUCCAGGGGCAGGGCUCAGCUCCAGGGCAGCACUAGUCCCUUUUGUCCCUCCCUCCCUCCCUCCACCACUGAGCAGUAGGUGACCUCUGUAAAAACGACAUUUCCCCUUAGGAAAUAGAGCUCCAACGAUUUUGUGGCACCUUUUGAAUGUCAGAAUGUUCCCCCAAAUUCCCCCCUGGCUGUAAAUGUCAGGGUCGUCCCUUUUGUAUUGCUGGCAAAGCCAACGUGAAUUGGUAUUUUUCUUGCACUCAAUUUUGUACUGGUUUGGCUGAUUUAGCAAUGAUAAAGGAUGCUUUGAACCAUGA